Molecule: messenger RNA, 2904 nt
Organism: Stylonychia lemnae
Lineage: Eukaryota; Ciliophora; Spirotrichea; Sporadotrichida; Oxytrichidae
Source: the annotation of a GenBank genome assembly
AUGUAUAAGGGGAUUGUAGCUCACCUUUAACAUUAUAUAGUGAAUGCUCUGGAACAGACUAUUCUUUUAGGACAGUACAAUAAAGCUGAUAGAUGCUUCAAUUAUACUAUGAUGCAACCAUUAAACGAUAUACCUUGCCAGCAUGAAUGUAAAGCUGGCUAAUAUUUACAUGCUGACAAUGAAAAUAGAACUUUUGGAUGCAAGGAUUGCCCAGUCAAUACAUUUUCUACUGGCGGUGGAUUAUCUGUAGAUGGUUCAUUUGGCUAAUGGCUUCAUGCUUUAUAAAAUACUUCUGAAUUUAUUGUUAGGACUAAAUUUGCAUCAAAGUGCUACAUGUAUUUCUGGUCUAAUUGGAUUGAAGAGGAGUGUUUACCCUGCCAGGUACUAAAUGCUGGAUAAUAUCUUAGCUGUGGGGAGGCUUCAGCCAGAGAAACAUCAGUUGCUCAUGAAAUAGUUUUUGAGUUAUUCUUUUAUAAGAAGGGUAAACUAUCAUUGAUCUACAGAAAAGAUACUGUGAGAGAAAUUGAUGGAUGGAUGUCAGGGAUAUUUGAAAUUUACAUUGAUUAGCAACUAGUAUUUUAGGAUCAAAAUCUAGAUGAUGACUAAAUCGCUUGGAAGAGCUUAGAGAUAGAUAUAGAGCCAGGUAUCCAUGAAGUAAUUAUAAGUUACCAAAAAUACAAUAGCGCUUAAAACUCUCACUAAAGUUUAGAUAUUUAAGAAUUAAGAUUAACUGGCUUAGAAUAUGCUGAUCUAGAAUGCAAACCAUGCGAAUAUGGUUAUAGUUUACCUGGCAGUUCUCAAUGCUCUCUCUGCCCAAAAGAUACUUUUCUUAACCCUGAAUAAUGCGUUGAAUGUCCAGAAGGUACGUUUUGUGCCCAGGGGGCUGUGGCUAUAAAUGCUGCAGAUAUUUGCACUAAAAAGAGAGAGUGUUCUCUAGAUGAAAUACCUAUUAUACUUGAUUAGAAAUGCUAUCAAGAUGAGAGAACACUUUGGUCAAGGAACUUCACUUACGAUUAUUCCUCAGUAACUGAAGAGGUAUGCGGAGUUAUUGAUUCUAAGAAGAUUCUCACAACACAAUAAAUGGAUUGUGAUAGCUGUGAAGCAGGCUCUAUAAGAGUAUAAGAAGGAAACACUUCAUACUGUGAGCCAUGCUAUGAAGGAUCUUAUGCUGCUGAUUGGAUGAACAAAAAAUGCCAAGAUUGCUAGCCUGGCCAUUAUUUAGAAAAGGGACUUUUCUUGUCCAAAUUCCUAAAUAUCCCUGAAGAAUAUGGCUUUUCAACCAAUUGCCGUGAUAAAGACGGCCUUAAAUGCAAAGACUCAAAUGGAUUUUUAGCCAAAUACAAUAGAGGUUUGAUUGCUGGAAAUAGAGAACAAGAGAAGACUAUCACUUAACUAAAUAUUAAUGUUGAAAUUUUCGAAAAUGAAGACCCAUUAUUUUAGAACUAAAGGUUUGAAAUUUUCUAUAAACUAGAGAAAUUCUCGAAUUCCUCUCUGGAUUAUUUCAACAUCACUGUUAAUAAGAGAAGAGUUUUAAUAACAAAGAUUAUCCUUGUUGGUUCUAAGCAUCAUAACAUGGGUGCUACUCGCUGCUUAAAGUGUCCUACAGUAAUAUUUAAUGUUAAUAAACACUUUUAGUCAUUCUUUAGUGAUCAAGCAAAGUCUGAUACUUGUCGCGCAUGUCCUUAAAAGAUGACAUCAACAAAUGGUAACGACUGCGUCAAAUGUCCUGAAGACCGCUUCUCUUUUGGGCCUGGUUCUCUAUGCUUUGGUUGUCCUGAGAAUACUUAUGUUUCAGAAAAUUAAACACAUUGUGUCCCCAACGGCCAUUUAUUAUAGCUAUCAAAGACAUAAAGUGCAUUUAAUGUUCAGUAGCCUUUUGUUUAUCACUUAUCUCAAUUCAGCUCAAAACUUAAUAACGAAUCUAAUACUGAUCCUAAUAGUGCAGAUUAUAGAGUAUGCAAAGGAAUGGGGUAAUUUUGUUAGCAUGGCUACUUUGGGCCUAUUUAUUCAAACAUCAAGACAGCUGAAGAUGAUUACUUUUUCAAGAACUAGUUUUUCGUCUCUCCUACGGCCUUAAGCGACUUCUGGAAGAUAAGUGAUAUUGAACUUGAACUUAGUUAGGAUGAUAGAAAUAGCUUUUUGCAUAAUUCCUUUAUCAUUGGUCUUUAUGAUUAAAAUGCAGUAGAGCACUAUUCAACUCUAUAAUCACCUGGCUUAGGUGAUAAGUGUCCAAGCAAUCUUUAAGGGAAGAAUCAAAGGAUUGUUAAAUCUUUGGGGACAAAUAUAAGAUCAAUUAGUAUACAAGAUAAUGCCUUUACUGUGCACUAUAAUCAUGGUGAUCUAUGCUUCUAUGAUUAGAAUUAGAAACGGUUCUAAAGCGAAAUUAAAUUUGUAUGCGAUCAUAAUGAAGACGAAGGAUGGCCUAUCCUCAUCAAACCAAAAACAUAAGAUGCGCUUUGUAAUGUAUAAUUUGUGUGGAAAUCCAAGUAUGCUUGCAGACAAUGCUUUAUAUCUGAGGUAAGUUCCUUAAAAGGACCAUGCAUUGCAGGAGAGAGGAAAGUUCAACUUUAGGCUACUAAUGAGUGCUUACUCUACAGCUAAUCUUAUUUAGAUGAUAUGUCUAAAAUGGAGCACUAACCUAUUGAUUAUCAUUCAGAAUAGGUUAAUCAAACUCUGGCUUUAAAGAGUUAUGCAUAAUCAUGCUCUUUCAUGGACAAUUAUAGGGAUAAUCGUCAUAUUAUAACAAUCGUUUUCGUUUCUUGUGGAUCUGCUAUAUUCUUGAUCUUCUUGAGUAUUAUAUUGAUAUUCAGGUAUAAGAAGUUUAAGUAUAUAUAUUAUGAGAAGGUAGAACUUUUGAAAUCAAAGGAUACACAUAGAAACAAUUUCUAGACAAUAGACUUUUGA